Messenger RNA from Anopheles coluzzii, 2589 nucleotides. Its product is annotated as fatty-acid amide hydrolase 2-like. Bases 856 to 2415 code for a protein of 519 amino acids. The transcript has 4 exons. Lineage: Eukaryota; Metazoa; Arthropoda; Insecta; Diptera; Culicidae. The record is from RefSeq and is a predicted model, not a curated record.
UAUCCGCAAUCCACCGCGCGACAGUCGAACGUUGGCUUGCGUACGGUUCGGAUCUGUUUUCGCGUACCCGGUGGCGCAUGAUCGACACAGUGUCGUGCGCAAACCGAGCGUUUUGAGAACGGCAGAGAACCUCACACCACCUCAGUAGGCACCGAGCUUGUUUAAAGACAUCGUGUAAACAUCAGCAAGGUGCAGUUUGUGAGGAUACGAAAGCGAAUAGCGCGAAGCAAUCAGUGUGCCAUUUUCCCGACCCCGAAAGUGCCACAAACACUACGGGGACUAUUUUUUGUUUGUUUUUGCGGGAACGUUCCUUCCAGCGUAAGGAAUCGGCCCGAAAGCAUAUCAGCGUAAGGCACCGGGGGAUUGUGAAAAGUGAAAAUAGAAUAGCGCUCGGUUGCUGAUUAGUGCAGUCGCACAGCCUACUGUGACGCCAUUUGUUGUUGUUGUUGCAUCCACACCUAUUCCAGCGGCAGGAGAAGGUGGGCCCUCCGGAGGAACAUCACACCGUUCGAUAGAGAUUAAAGUUAGUUGCGCGUCUGACGUACGACCGCCCCGAGCCGCUAGACGUUACGCAAUUUGCCUGUUAGGUGCAAUCGGUUCUGUCUGUCCACGCGCCUCCGCCAAAGCGACAAGUUCCUGCGGCUACGAGUGUUGGGUAAAGAAGGGACCCGUAAUUGGUUUAAUUGAAUCGUUUGCAUAAAACUUUCUACCCGAGUGUGUCCGCGCGUGUGUGUGCCUCCUGCGUUGCAGCACAGCCUACUACUUAUCGCACUUACAGCAGUGUUUGAAUGCAACAGCCUGUGUGCUGGUGCCGAUUUUUUUGCUGAAAAACGGAAACUUUUCUGCACAGAGAACAUGGAAGUUUGGUUGGUGUGUUUGGGGCUGUUCCUGCGCCUGCUGAACGUGCUGCUGAAACCGAUCGUCGCAUUCAUCGGCGGACCGAAGCGGAGCGCCCGCUUUCCGGAGAUACGCAACGAUAUGCUCAACAUUCCGGCGGUCGAUCUGGCCGAGCGGAUACGCAACAAGGAGCUUCGUUCGGAGGAUGUGGUGCGCGCGUACAUCGAUCGCAUACGCGAGGUUAACCCGCUGAUCAAUGCCGUGGUGGAGGAGCGAUUCGAGGCCGCAAUCGAGGAAGCGCGCAAAGCGGACGUACUGAUCGGCGAAACGCAACCACUGUGGGUGAUCAAGAACUACCCACUGCUCGGCGUACCGUUCACGGUGAAGGAAUCGUGCGGGCUGCGCGGCGCUCCCAUCACCGGCGGCUCCCUUGCCCGCAAGGGCAUGCGGGCGACGGUGGACGGUGAGGCGGUAGCGCAUCUCCGAGCGGCCGGCUGCAUCCCGCUGCUCGUGUCCAACACGCCCGAGUACUGUCUGAACUGGGAGUCGUACAAUCACCUGACCGGGCGCACGCUGAACCCGUACGACAGUCGGCGAACGGCGGGCGGUUCGUCCGGGGGCGAGGGUGCGCUCAUCGGUGCCGGCGCGUCCCUGUUCGGCGUGGGAAGCGAUGUGGCCGGGUCGAUCCGCGUGCCGGCACACUUCAACGGUAUCUUUGGCCACAAACCGACGGCAGGCGCCAUCUCGAUCCACGGCCACUUUCCGAUGUCAACGGAUGAAAAGUUCGCCCGGCUGCUGACGGUCGGACCGAUGUCCCGGUACGCGAAGGAUCUGCCCACGCUGCUGCACAUCAUGGCUGGACCGAACGCGUCCCGGCUCCGGUUGGACGAGUCGGUCCACACCAAGGACAUUCGCAUACUGUACGCGGAGGAUAUGGGCUUCAAUCUGGGCCAUCUGCCGGUGGAUGACGACAUUAAGAUGGCACUCUACCGGGCGGUCCAGUACUUCAAGGGCCACGGGCUGGUGACGGAGCGGGCCGAGUUCGAGCAUAUGGCGGACGGGAUGGAGCUGGCGUUCAGUGUGCUGCAGUCGCUCACGGACGUGCCGAGCAUCUUUCACAAUCCGGACAAUCCGAAGGCUAGCCCCAGCUUGCUGUUGGAGCUGGCAUGGUGUGCCGUUGGCCUGUCGCAGUACAGCCUCGCCGGUGUCAUGUUCUAUGUGAUACUCGGGCUGAAGAACUUUUUCGCCUCCGAGCGGCUCGAGCAGUACCAGCAGCAGGCAGCGGCACUGCGCAAGCAAAUGAUCGACACCCUUGGCACCGAUGGUGUGUUUUUCUUCCCCACCUACCCGACGGCCGCCCUGCGCCACUACGAAUCGUUCGGCCACAUUAUGGGCGUCGGGUACACGAUGCUGUUCAAUGCGCUCGGCCUGCCGGCCACCCACGUGCCGCUCGGGUUCGACCGGAACGGACUGCCGAUCGGGAUACAGGUCGUGGCCGCACCGUACCAGGACCGGCUCGGGCUUUGCAUCGCGCGCGAACUGGAGGCGGCGUUUGGCGGUUGGAAGGCACCGGCCUGAAGCAUGUGGCCUGUGCGUUGACUGAGCCAACGUUCCUUAGCCGUUUUGGUAUCGUUAAGAGAGGUAUACCGAGAAGGGAGUAAGGGAAGGGGGUAAGGGUAUCGUUCGUUUUAAUUUAUAUGUUUUAUUUUAAGCAAAGCGAGCAAAAAAAAAGAGCUAUCGGUGCAAUACAAA